Molecule: messenger RNA, 660 nt
Organism: Aspergillus costaricaensis CBS 115574
Lineage: Eukaryota; Fungi; Ascomycota; Eurotiomycetes; Eurotiales; Aspergillaceae
Product: nagb/rpia/CoA transferase-like protein
Exons: 1
Coding region: 1-525 (174 amino acids)
Biological process (GO): carbohydrate metabolic process; D-glucosamine catabolic process; N-acetylneuraminate catabolic process
Cellular component (GO): cytoplasm
Molecular function (GO): glucosamine-6-phosphate deaminase activity; identical protein binding
Source: RefSeq, a predicted model, not a curated record
AUGCCUCCUUGCAUUCUCCGUCUCCGUACAGAAAGCAGCCUUACAAUGAGCGAACGGCACAGCCAUCGCCUCAUCCGCGAUCUAGUCGCUCAUAAGGAUGCCAUCUUCGGUGAAUUGAAACACUGGUCCGGUGUCAUGGGAAUCAGAACAUCCACCGACCAUCCUCGCGUGGAUAUUCCGCCCCAGAACAUCAAUAUCCUCGACGGCAACGCACUCGAUCUCGCGGCUGAGUGUUCGUCCUUUGAGGCGCGAAUUGCUCGCUAUGGCAGUAUUGAGCUCUUCCUGGGUGGUGUGGGUCCAGACGGGCAUAUCGCUUUCAACGAACCAGGCUCCUCUUUGAGCAGUCGUACUCGUGUCAAGACCCUGGUAUAUGACACAAUCAUGGCUAACUCGCGGUUCUUUGGCAAUGCCUUGGAUUUGGUGCCGCGGAGGUCACUUACCGUGUGUAUUCAGACUAUCAUGGAUGCUCGCGAAGUUGUCAUCGUGGCUACCGGUGCUCACAAGGCUCGUCAUCAGCACGGAUGAGAGCAAGUCGGGAAUCGCACAGCAUUAAUUGCCUGCGAUGUUCCGUCGCAAGAUGUUGGAUGAUGGGACACAGCCAUCUGGAAUCACACGGCAUAAAUUGCCUGCAACAAUCAUCGUCGCCUGACUGUUCCGUCG